AACGCUUCAAGACUAGAGUGAAUGUUAUGCAAACAUAAACAUCUAUAUCAACAUUGAACACAUUUUGUGUGAUGGAAAGACUGGCCCCAAAUUCAACAGGAAAAUGUAUUCAGAUGUGUCCUGCAAGGGAAAAAGAAAUGAGGAUUAGAGAAAAUCUCAUUCACCCACUGGAAAAAGUCUACAGAUCUGAAAGGUCAGUACUUGAUCCUGCUUUUAUGGUCAAGUCCUACAGUCGGUCUGCCGCAGGGAGACAUGAAAUUCCAACACAAGACCUUCGACCUGGCCCAGUGUUACACACAACUGUAGAGUACUUGCUGGGAAGGGUAGCCCAAAAUAAUGAACGUCCCUGGGCCGAGGUUUACGACUUCAUCUUUGAUAGACUGAGGGCGGUCAGGCAAGACAUGACGAUACAGCAAAUGGACGGACCAGAGGCGAUAACUCUGCUAGAAUAUGCUGUGAGAUUUUACAUCUAUGCUGAAUACAGGUUAUGUGAGGAGCCGAUUGACAAAUAUGAUCCUAAAAUCAAUGCCCAGCACACACAGGAAUGUCUCAAGCAGUUACUGUCCUUUUAUUCAGCCUGCGAUAGUUGUUCUGAAAACAGGGUCGAGUUUGAGAGCCUUUAUCUGUUAUUCAAUCUGGGUCAAACUGAGGCAUUACAGCAUUACUAUGAACUACCAAGUGAUAUAAGGAAAGACAAAGUUCUGAAGCAGACCUUCAGCAUAUGUUUAGACUACUACUUAAGAAAUUACAUCAGAGUCCUGAGAGGGUUGAAGUCAGAGUGUUUUACACAGCACCCUCUUCUGUUAUGUGCCUUUCACAGAAAUCUGUCCCAGUUACAAAUGAAUGCCCUGAGAAUCAUGGCCCAUGGUUUUAGUUCUAAAGCCCUGAAGUACCCCCUACAUCACUUGGCUGACCAGCUCUGGUUUGACGAUUCGGACGCGUGUGUGUCCGUCUGUCAGUUCUGUGGACUUCAAAUCCAGGACCAGGAAUGGGUUGUCUUCCUCAAAACUUCAUUCAGAGAACCAGAGAAAAAGAUUCAAUCAGUCCACGUCUCAGGAAUAGAUUCCCUGUUGUGCCAGAGACCUCUGUGUAAGCUCCUCCUCCACAAAGACAAACCAAUAGAGCUCAGUGUUUUAAAACAAAGGACAGAUAACUCAUGUGAACCUCCUAUGCCAGUCCCACCGUGUGGGGUUUUUACAGAGUACAACCAAGCCUCAAACUUAAGUAAGCCUCAAACUGGACGAGGAAGGGGGAGGGGGAGAGGAAGAGGGAGGGGGAGAACAGGUCAAGAAGAGAAAUAUUCAAUGCCAAAAGGUCAAAGUGAAAGGACAUGUCAAGGUCAGGUUUCUGGUGUCAACUUAUUAGAAUACGAAAGUGAAAAUAAGACAAACAUGUGUGAAAAUAACAUGGAAAAUGAAAGAGUCAGAAGUGAGAUGAAUGCGACUUUUGUGAAGAAGGAAAAUAAACAGUCUGUUUUAAGGAACACUGAAAGGUUCACUGGUGAAUCAUGGGAAGAGGAACUCUUCACUACUGAAGAUAUGAAAAUACCAACAACUUAAGAAAAUUGAAUUUAGAUGUGUAUUUGUUCAUGAUUUUUUUUUAUCUAUGAUUUAUUAUUUCAAUUUCUUAUCAAAUCAAGAAUUUUGAUUUUUUUUAUGUGUACACACUUUUUAGAAGGUACAUACAUGUUUUUUUAGUCGAAUUUUAAGAGAAAUUCAAUUGUAUCAUUUUAAAAUGCAUUUCUUUUUUUAUAUAAUUGAUUGCUUUUGCAUUCUAAUAUUAUUUACUUUGUUUUGAAAUUGUGAAUAAAAU
This is a messenger RNA of Magallana angulata, 1812 nucleotides long. Its product is annotated as SAC3 domain-containing protein 1-like. Gene Ontology annotation, biological process: spindle assembly; centrosome duplication. NCBI's taxonomy places the organism in Eukaryota, Metazoa, Mollusca, Bivalvia, Ostreida, Ostreidae. Bases 72 to 1559 code for a protein of 495 amino acids. The transcript is spliced from 8 exons. The record is from RefSeq and is a predicted model, not a curated record. Gene Ontology annotation, cellular component: centrosome; nucleus; spindle.